UGCGUCAGUGAAUCAGCUGAUCGACUUGUUUUUACUGUAACAGCAAUCAGCUGAUAAUAAUCAUGGAAAAUUUGACAGAUCAAGAUUUAGAUAUUCCUCCAUGUAAAUAUGAGUAUUUGGAUCACACGGCUGACAUACAAUUUCAUGCAUGGGGUGAAACAAUGCAAGAAGCCUUCGAACAAGUCGCAAUGGCCAUGUUUGCCUACAUGACUGAAAUUGAAACAGUUGAAAUAAAACAGUCACAUGAUAUUGAAGCGCAAGCUGAUGAUUUAGAGGGUUUAUUAUUUCACUUUUUAGAUGAAUUAUUAUUCAUGUUUUCUGCUGAGCCCUACCUUAUCGCAAAGAAAGUUAAAAUACUAGAGUUUGAUACCGAUAACUUCAAAAUAAAAGCAAGAGCAUAUGGUGAAGAAUUUACAAUUGGCAAGCAUCCCCAAGGUGCUGAAAUUAAAGCGAUAACAUAUUCAUCAAUGCUGAUAUUGGAUCGACCAAAAGUGGACCGACCUGAGAUCUUCGUUAUUGUUGAUAUAUAACAAUGAUUAUAAUAAUAUAAUGUAUGAUAAAAAUAAUAUCAUUUAUACUUUUUAAGUA
Microplitis demolitor is the source of this 588-nucleotide messenger RNA. RefSeq names its product protein archease-like (gene Archease). NCBI's taxonomy places the organism in Eukaryota, Metazoa, Arthropoda, Insecta, Hymenoptera, Braconidae. The transcript has 4 exons. Gene Ontology annotation, cellular component: tRNA-splicing ligase complex. The coding region runs from base 63 to 530 and encodes 155 amino acids. The record is from RefSeq and is a predicted model, not a curated record. Gene Ontology annotation, biological process: tRNA splicing, via endonucleolytic cleavage and ligation.